Molecule: messenger RNA, 4323 nt
Organism: Siniperca chuatsi (mandarin fish)
Lineage: Eukaryota; Metazoa; Chordata; Actinopteri; Centrarchiformes; Sinipercidae
Gene: nfe2l3
Product: nuclear factor, erythroid 2-like 3
Exons: 5
Coding region: 393-2357 (654 amino acids)
Biological process (GO): regulation of transcription by RNA polymerase II
Cellular component (GO): nucleus
Molecular function (GO): RNA polymerase II cis-regulatory region sequence-specific DNA binding; DNA-binding transcription factor activity, RNA polymerase II-specific
Source: RefSeq, a predicted model, not a curated record
CCUAAACGCAGUUUCCCCAGUAGCAGCACUCUCUGCCGUGGCAGCAUUUAGCUUUUCAGAUGUUUCAUUUUCUGUUUAAUUAGAAACGUCAGGAAGGUUUUGAUAGCUAGGUGCAGCUGCGAAUAACUUCUCCACUAUAAAAGGCUGAAGGGCAACGUUUUCGCUAUGUUUGCGCCAAGAGGUUCCCGUUGACCGGUAAUUAGCCUAAAGUUAAAAGCUAACUGCUAACAGCUAGCAUAGCUGUCUAACGUUUUCGCCGGUACAGGCGGACCUCUUUGUCUGACAGGGGAAGGCGUGCUCUUUUGUUAGGCUUUACCCUUUGUCCAUUCGGGAAAGAGGAACUGUUUGGUCAGGAUUUCGCAAUUAUCUGCAGCUCUCAAAAUAUUUAGAAAAUGCAAAUCGCGAAAAAAUACUUAUCAGAAGGCCUGAUUCAGUUAACAAUCUUACUCAGUUUGAUUGGAGUUCGUGUGGAUAUCGACAGCUACUUAAGCGGCUAUUAUACGCCUCUGAUAGAGAUUAACUUGGGUCCUAGCUCAGCCUACACCCAGACACCCUUUCAUAAUUUGAGAGACACUCUUGACGGAUACAGUGUACAUCCAAAAUGUCCCGAGUUGGACUAUUUCUUUGCAAGUCGCCGGCUACUAGACGAGGUGAGGACCCUUGGCUCCCCACGGUUCCCCACACAGUUGAACGCAUGGCUGGUGCACCAAGUGUCUGCCACUGACAAGGCUGACUGUGGGCCUUCAACCAGCAACAACACUGACACCAACUCAGGGUUAGAAAGCCCCGGGGACGAAGCCAGGGAUGACAAUGAACACCUGCCUGACAGUGGCCAAGAGGUGUGCCAAACAACCCCCGGACACCGACAAGGGCCUUGUAACGCUGGAGCCUGCGGGUUUUUUAAAGAGGAGAAUGAUGUUAAAGUUAAAGAGGAAGAACCUGCCCCACUCACUCAGCUGGCUCACAGUUCCACACUGGAACAAGAGAGUCUGCUUGAAGGCAUCACUACUCUGUCUGGUCCAGUACGCCACCAUCCUCCAACCAUUGAUAUUGAACAGCACUGGAGCAAUUUACUCUCUCUGUCUGUUACUGACCUAGACGACUUGGACUCCCUUGUUACUGAGCGUCUGUCAGACCUUGACACAGACAUCACCAGUGCCAUCAGCCAGGAUGUCAGUUUGCAUGAUGCUAUGGUAACCAGUGCUGGAGCAUUUGGUGUGGCGUCUGAAAGAGCUGAAUCCAGGCUAGUCACCCAACAACAAAGAACCCUCUUCCGACUGGAAUCCACAGGGUCCUCACACUCCGAUGCAUCACCAGGGAUGGCAGUGGGCCUGGCUGCUCUCCCCUUUGCUUCAGUAUGUAAUUUAACUGGAAAUGUGUCACCAAAUAGUACACUGGGUGGCUGUCUGGAUGAGGCAGUGUUUGAUCAGAUCAAUCAACUUGGUUUGGAAGGCCUGGACACUAUGGACACACAGCUGAUGGGCUGUCUGGAGAGCAUAGACCCACAGGUCCUCGAGGACUUGGACUCAGACUCUGGUCUCUCCUUGGAGAGCAGCUCUGGAGGUCCAGUCUCCCCAGGCUCAUCCGAGAUGUCAUCAUCAUCCAGUUCAUAUUGUGAGGAUGAGUGUGGCGCUACAGGCUACAGCAGUGAGGUGGAUUCAGUCCCCUCAAAAGGCAUCAUGGACUACACCACAACAUGGUCACCCAUUGAUCUGAGUGAGAGUGUAUGGCAUGACCACAGCUACUCAUCUCCUGCUUUCUUCAACCAGCCAUCAGUAACACUUCCCCACAAAGGUAUCAAAGAGGAGCCUCUCAGUGAUGAUGAUGAUGAUGAUGGGCCAAGUUUGGACGAGAGGGAACUGAGUCGAGAUGAGCUGCGCGCCCGUGCCAUGUUUAUCCCGUUCUCUGUCCUGCAGAUUGUCAACAUGCCGGUGGAGGAAUUCCUGGAGGUCCUUGACGGUCACGGCUUCUCCCCUGAGCAGGUGACCCUCCUAAGGGACAUCCGCAGGCGGGGGAAGAACAAAUUGGCAGCACAAAACUGCCGGAAACGCAAACUAGAUGCCAUCACAGGGCUCCAGGAGGAGGUGGAAAGGUUGCAAGCUCAGAGAGACAGGCUACUGAGGGAGAAACAGCUUACAGCCAAGACAAUGGGUGCUGUGGGCCAGCAGAUAAAGCAGCUGACCAGAGACGUCCUGGCCCGGCUCAGGGAUGAUUCAGGACAGCCCCUGAACCCAGAAAGAUUCACCCUGCAGUGCGGGGCUAACGGGAGGGUUGUGGUUCAGCCUGUAAGACGGCCUGCUGUCUCCACAUCAACUGGCACCAAAACAGACAAGAGAAAGAAGGAGAAAAAGCAAUGAUGCAGUAUUGCCAGCUGAGACUUGAGCUUUUAGGUUUUUGGAUAUUUCUGAACUUACUUGUCUGACUCUGGUUUUGGAAUCUCCUCUUUUGUAAAAGUGUGUGUGGAUUCACCACUGUUGGGAGCCUAAAUUGGCAAAAGUUGCAAAAAGAAAAGAAACUCAGAACAUUAAAAAAAAAAUCUCUGUAAAUAAAAUUUCUCAUGGGAAAUAUGUAGCUUACACACUGGACAUUGUUUGCUUAAAGAUGGACAAGGCACCCAGAGCAGUUUAAUGCAACAGCUAAGCUGCUGGCGAUGCUACCAGUCUCUCUUUGUGCCUGUUAACAUUAAAGUCAUUGAGUCUUAACCAUUUUUACAGACAAGCGUAGACAACCAGACAUGUCUAAAGUCAACAUGGCCAGCAUUGUGACAUUUACUGGAUAGAGAUGUAGGAGGAGGAUUCCGGAUUUUGUUUCCAUGUAAUCUUGCCUCUCAUGUAUACCUUUUCAGCAUAAGGAGGUUAAACGUUGUAUUUAUUAAAGUUUCUAAGGUUCCUGAAAUGCUUAUAUGCAUCAUGAGACCAUCGAGGGCAGUAUCUUUUUUUCAUAAUGGUAAGUUGAUCUCAAAGUGGUAAGAAUAUUGGAACAUUACCUAUCAAAUGUUUACAGAUUUGUUUCAGAUAUUUGAGGGCAUGUACUGUUCAGUAGAAAUUUGAACUUAAAUCUUAAAAAAAAGAGAAGAUUUUUUUUGGUUUUCUUUAUAUGUCUUGAUGACAUACAAUAUACCAAUGAUUAAACUGACAAGGCCUUAAUUUGCAAUGGAUAAGUGUUUUGGAUACUGUGUGUGUUUGUACAUGAUCCACAGCUGCACAUUAUCAUGACAAAAAUGGUAAACAUUUUUGUCAUGAUAAUGAUGACAAAGGGUGAGGCUACCAUUUUAUGUUUUAAAUUGAUCUUGAUUAAUUCAUUUCAAGCACAAUUUUGCUUAACAAUUACUUAAGAGAUUUGGCAAGAUUAUAUUCUACCUCACACCUUAGUUUGUUAUAUAUUUUGGACGAAUUUAAAAAAAAAAAACUAUUUAGGGGAACGUAAGUGCACUCAUUAACUACAAAUUAAAAUGGCCCUAAAUAGACCUUAACCAUCCCAUUUCUGAAAAAUAAAAUACAAUCACCAACUCUAUUUAACAGGAUUGAAUGCCGUUUUGGAUGUUGAUAUUGUUGAUGUAUUUGAGAUUAUCUGAGAGUUGAAUAAAGUAUUUUGUAGAAGUUGCCAUUUUAUUAAUGGGAACACCACUUAAUGCUUAAUGAGUGAGUGAGUUAAAUGGAGAAAGGUACAUAACGUAGUUAAAGAGACAGUUCACUCCAAAAUCAAAAAUACAUAUUUUUCCUGUUACCUGUAGUGCUAUUUCUCCAUCUAGAUUGUUUUGGUGUGAGUUGCUGAGUUUGGAGAUAUCAGCCAUAGAGAUGUCUGCCUUCUCUCGAAUAUAAUGGGACUAAAUGGCACUCGGCUUGUGUUGCUUAAAGCACCAAAAAAUACAUUUGAAAAAUGUAUUUUCCAAAACAACAAUGUCUCUUUGCAGAAAUCAUGGCUCAAGAUAAUCCACAGAUUUGUUGUGAACAGUCUAAGGCCGAUAUCUUCAAAACUCAGCAACUCACACCAAAACAAUUUAGAUGGAUACAUAGCACUACAGGUAAGAAUAAAAAUAUAUAUUUUUGAUUUUUGGGGUGACCUGUCCCUUUAAUAGUGUGACCGAUUAAGUGUUUCCUUAAUUAGUCCCUCACACAUUUGUAUUUAAUUUCGUGGUUUGACCAAGGGUUAACUUUGCUGUUUAUAUACAUUUCAAACUGUUUUUCUUUGUUGUUGCAAAUGUUUUUGAUUGCAUGGUGAUUUUUGAAUGUUGCAGUAUGAUUUUGCUUAGGGAAUAUGAAAUGGUCUUGCAGACAUUGUUUUUUCCUGAUUUAAAAAAAAAAAAAAAAAAGAAAAGAUAAA